ACGGUUCCUUGCUCCAGCAGCUCUUGAGCUCUAUUGUUUACAUUUUUUGUGUUGACUUUGAGUUGACAAACUGACGUGUUGGUUGUUUAAAAUUUACGACUUUAAUUUUUGUUAAUUUGUUGUUAUCGCUACAACACAAUUUGUGAUAUUUACGUAGACUAUUCCAUAAUAAGAGAAUUAUGUUGAAAGCAGUAAUUCUUAUCGGUGGGCCUCAAAAAGGCACUCGCUUCCGGCCCCUCUCUCUAGAUACCCCAAAGCCACUAUUUCCCAUAGCUGGCUUACCAUUAAUACAACACCAUAUUCAUGCAUGUGCUAAACUGAAAGAAUGCAAAGAGAUACUCAUCAUCGGAGCAUACACAACAAAUCUAAUGGCACAAUUCAUCAGUGAUAUGCAAAAGGAAUAUCAUGUUAUUAUAAGAUAUUUACAAGAAUUCGCACCACUCGGUACAGGUGGGGGCUUAUACCACUUUAGAGAUCAGAUCCGCGCUGGGAACCCAAUGGCAUUCUUCCUGUUGAACGGUGAUGUCUGCGCAGACUUCCCUCUAAGAGAACUACUGACAUUCCACGAGGAAAGACCAACUGCACUGGUUACCAUUAUGGGUACAGAAGCAACAAGGCAACAGUCGGUCCACUACGGUUGUAUGGUUCGAGAACCAUCCACAAAGGCUGUUAACCAUUAUGUGGAGAAACCAAACAGCUACGUAUCGACACUGAUCAACUGUGGAGUGUAUGUGUGUUCGUUACAAGUGUUCCAUACUAUGGCUGAAUCUUUCCAGAAAAAACAGGAUGUGUAUUAUAGUGGCAAUGGCCAAAAUGGCCACCCAGGCUACAUGUCAUGGGAACAAGAUGUCUUAGCGCCGCUCGCUGGGACAAAUAAACUUUAUGCAAUGCAGGUGACAAAUUGGUGGUCGCAAGUGAAGACUGCUGGGUCAGCCAUAUACGCCAAUCGGCAUUACCUAGAGUUGCACAAGGAGAGAGAAAAGUCUGCCAAACCGCCAUCUUGUAACAUCCUUCCAGAUGUGUUUCUGCAUCCGACCGCUUCUGUGGAUAGCACUGCUGUGAUCGGUCCCAACGUGUCAAUCGGCGCAGGCGUCUCUAUAAAGGCUGGUGUCAGAAUCAAAGAAUCUAUAGUACUGAACAAUGCUACCAUCAAUGACCACGCGCUCGUCAUGUAUUCUGUAGUGGGUCAGGACGCUUCAGUAGGGGAAUGGGCGCGGGUGGAAGGCACUCCCUCCGACCCCGACCCCAACAAGCCGUUCGCUAAAAUGGACAACACUCCCCUAUUCAACACUGACGGAAGACUCAACCCAUCUAUUACGAUACUUGGUUCGGGCGUAGUAGUUCCUGCCGAGACGAUUCUUCUCAAUUCCAUAGUCCUACCGCACAAACAUCUAACAAGAAGUUUCAAGCACGAAAUCAUUUUAUAGUGUUAACCCUGUCAUUGCUAUGACACUAGAAAAGGAUAGCCUGUAAGUGCUAAUGACCAUUUAAUGUAAAAUGUAAGUACAACUGUCUUAUGUUCUCUUUUACUUGAAGUAUUUGUAAUGCUGGCAUUUAACAUGGAUAUUCGUAUUUGCUAUUCGUAAAUUUGUCACUAGUCUAUUCAUUUUAUUCACUAUAGAGCAUGACAAGGAUAUACUGCUAUCAUAUUUACACCGCUAUUAAAUACCCUAGAUACACCAACACAAACAAAAUCGUGCCCGAAACCUGUCCAAAAGGUACAUUGGACGAUCCACGGAACUUCGUAAGAUGAUCGCGUAGUUAAAAGCAAUAUAAGGCAUUCUGUAAACAUUAAAAAUCACCUUUAAUGCAUACUGUAUAAGAUCUUAAUUAAAACGCAUGCGUCAAAUAGUUAUGACAGUUCGAAAUGCAAGCUCGUAAAAUUUUACGACUUAUUGCUGUAUGCGGAAGAAUAUAUACCUUAUUUCCUUGACGCUACGCGCAAUUCUGAAUGCGCUGUUAGCAAUGUAGCAGGUACGGAUCGCGAAGAAAAGGAUAUUACCGACCAUGCAUUUGAAUAUCACAAAUAUUUCACGACCUCCGUGGCCGAGUGGUUUGUACGCCGGGUUUCAUGGUGUCGCCGACCCGAGCGGUCCCGGGUUCGAAUCCCGGUGGGGGCAGAUGUUUGUGUGAUGAAUAACAGCAUUUGUACUCCAGUCAUGGAUGUUUAAUAUGUAUUUCUAUAUAAAUAUACUUAUAUAUGUACAAUAUAUGUAUUCUAUCCGUUACUCUAGUAUCCCAUAACACAAGCCUUACAGUGCUUACUUUAGGUCUAGGCUAAUUGGUGUGAGUGUUGGAAAUAUUUAUUUAUUAUAUUUAUUAUUUAUUUUCUAUUACAUCAGUUUAUAGUAAGUAUUAGAAGAAAAUUUGCUUCAAAUGCGUUAAAUUCACAAAAAUAGAUUAGAUACCUGUCGAAAAAACGACACAUUACAUACUGUUAAGUAUUUUUUUUCGUGGAGCUCUGCGGCAACUUGACUUUUAAACGGUCCGCGCGUAACUGUGAACCGAGAAGUGAAGUGUGGUGUUCAAGCACUUCUUGAUUGGGACACAUUUUGAGCGUACUUGGUGUAUCUAGGGUAUUCAAAAUCGUUACAAAUUUAUGUAAACCAUGUAAGGUGCUAACAGAAGAGAUAAAUAAAUAAAUGUAUAUUUUUACGUUAUAUUCCAAAUAUUUGUUUUAGAAGUAUUUAUUUCAAUUAUAUGCUAUUUGCAAUUAUUUAAUAAUUGUAUUAUUGUCAAAAAAUAUGUAAUUAUUAUAUUGGUAAUUUAAAUUUAUAGGUUAAUGAAAAUUGAACCAAAUAACUGAGUGCUUGUAAGGCGCACAUUUAAGCAUUUAAGUUCAUAUUUUUACGAUACAUUUUUAGUACUUUAGUAUGAGAUCUCUGACCGGAAAGACGAUAUACUAAAUAAGUAAUAAGGUCUUCAUAAUACAUAAAUAUCUUCAUAUGUAAUUCUUGCUCACUCAUAAUUAAACUUACACAAUUUUGGGUUGGAACCACAGACCUAGAUAGAGAUAAAAUUUACUAUAACUUUAACUGGCCUCGCCUGGACAGUUCGUUGUCACUGUCAAAUUACAACCUUAUUUUGACUAUCGUCAAACCACUUUUAACUAACUAGUACUUCAAUGAGGGCUACUGUUUAGACUUUAGACGUAACAAAUAUUGGGUGUAUUCCGAAAUAUACAUCAGUAUACUGGCCAGU
Messenger RNA from Chilo suppressalis (striped riceborer), 3201 nucleotides. The record is from the annotation of a GenBank genome assembly. Lineage: Eukaryota; Metazoa; Arthropoda; Insecta; Lepidoptera; Crambidae.